UGCUGGGGGCUGCGCUUUACAUGCGGUCAGGCGGUGUUCGUGCUUGUCGGUGUGUUGAUGUUUGCGGGCAUUGUGCUGUGGUUAUUUAGUCCCGUCAUGUUGUGGGUUUGCGCUGCUCCGUUGAGGUUGUGCUGUGGACCCGUCGGUGUAGCCGUUACGUAUCUCGCAGUGGAUACCAAGUAUGGUUAUCGGGAGUAUGAGGUUGAUGCUAACGGGGUACUCGUUAUGCGUUUGCAGCUGGGUUUGGGGUAUGUGGGUGAUGAUCUGCGAGAUGCGUCUGUUUUUGUAACAAAACUGCAUGAGGAUGUGCCGAACGGUUAUUCUGGCCGCGAGGAGGAUAUUAUAGAGCAUGUUGUACGUUUGCUGCUGUCGUCUAUAGCGUUGGAGCAUGAUGGUCGCAUGACGGGGAUUGCGGAGUGGGAAGUGAUUCUGGACGCGCCAUUGGUUGGGCGACCAUAUCUACAUGGGGAGUUACGUGUGGAUACGUAGCUUAUAGGGGUCAUCAGGUGUUUUUUUUCAGGAGGUGUAUGCAAAGUGCGGGUAUCUUUUGGCGGGAGUAAAUUUGCCCUUGUUGUCUUGGUCAUGCGUCCGGGAAGAGGAUCUGUGUUGUGGGUUUCGAGAGUCAUAUUGUCUUAUGUUUUUUUUGGAUUCUACCAUCCGUGAAGGUCCGUUGCUACACGCUUCAGUGUUCAACGCAGAAUUGGAGAGUGAUGCCAAAGGGUGGUGAUGUAAUUUCAUGGAACUAUAUUAGGAUCAACACGUUGGGGUGGUGUUGUUGAUAAAGCAUCACGGGGUAGCUUUGGAUGUUCAUAUGUACUAGUUUGGGGAGCAAGUUUAUAUGAUAUUUUAGUAAAAGACAUAAGGUUGC
Chara braunii is the source of this 868-nucleotide messenger RNA. The record is from the annotation of a GenBank genome assembly. NCBI's taxonomy places the organism in Eukaryota, Viridiplantae, Streptophyta, Charophyceae, Charales, Characeae.